AUGGCCACUCUUAAGACUGUGAAAGCUGGCGACAAGGAGAUCUCGAUUCCGACUGGACUCUUCAUCGGCAACGAAUGGGUUGAAUCGGUUGCAAAAACCACGUUUUCUAUUGAAAAUCCCGCUACCGGCAAGGAGAUUAUUCAAGUCCAGGAAGGCCGCGCAGAAGAUGUUGACCUUGCAGUGAAGAAAGCUCGUGAGACCUUCAAUUCAGCUCAGUACAGGGAAAUGAAUCCGAUGGAGCGCGGCGCCAUGUUGAACAAGCUCGCCGACCUCAUGGAAGAGCACAAGGACAAUCUCAUCGCCAUCGAGAUGUUGGACACCGGCAAGACUUACAAACAAGCUUCUGCUCUGGAUAUCCCCGCCUCCAUCGGCACACUCAGAUACUACGCUGGUUGGGCCGACAAAAUCCUCGGCACGAGCUCGUUCAACAUUCCGAAAACCUUUGCAUAUACCAAGCGAGAACCCGUUGGAGUGUGUGGCCAGAUUAUACCUUGGAACUUUCCUCUUCUCAUGUUCACUUGGAAGAUCGCACCCGCUUUCGCCUGUGGCAACACUGUGGUGAUCAAGUCUGCAGAGGCUACACCUUUAAAUGCUCUGUACAUGUGUAACUUGAUCAAGGAAGCAGGAUUUCCUGCCGGAGCCAUCAACCUGAUCUCUGGUUAUGGCAAGAACGCCGGUGCUGCCAUCGCAAGUCAUAUGGGCAUCGACAAGGUUGCCUUCACUGGGUCGACGGUCACCGGACGAUCUAUUCUUAAGGCUGCUGCAAGCUCGAACCUCAAGAAGGUCACACUUGAGCUAGGCGGCAAGAGUCCUAAUAUCGUAUUUCCGGACGCCGACAUCAAACGAGCUGUCGAGUGGUCCGUUUGGGGCAUCAACAUGAAUUAUGGUCAGACCUGCCAUGCUGGGACGCGUAUCUACGUGCAUGAGGACGUGUACGACGAGUUCCUUGCCGCCUACACAGCGCGCCUGAAGAAGAUGCGUGUCGGCGACAACUUUGACAAGAACAAUGACCAGGGUCCGCAAAACUCAAAGAUGCAGUACGACAAAAUCCUAGGGUAUAUCGAGUCUGGCAAGAGUGAAGGUGCGACUGUUCACCUGGGGGGAAAUGCUAUCAAGGGCGAGAGUUCUGGUUACUUCAUCGAGCCUACUAUCUUCACUGAUGUCACAGCCAAUAUGAAGAUCAUGAGAGAAGAGAUUUUUGGGCCCGUGGUAGCAAUUGCCAAGUUCGAGGACGAAGACGAGGUCGUCAAGAUGGCGAAUGAUACGACGUAUGGCCUGGCAGCUGGGAUUCAUACCAAGGACUACGAGCGGGCAAUCCGGGUGACCAGCGCGUUACAGGCAGGCACGACGUGGGUCAAUAUGUAUAAUUUUGUCCACUGGUCGGUGCCCUUUGGAGGCUACAAAGAGUCAGGCGUUGGCCGAGAAUGUGGUGAGGCGGCGCUGGAGAAUUACACCGAAACCAAGGCGGUCUAUUUCAACAUGGGAAUGCGAGCACCGGAUGCGCUUGAUGACGAAUAG
Molecule: messenger RNA, 1518 nt
Organism: Cyphellophora europaea CBS 101466
Lineage: Eukaryota; Fungi; Ascomycota; Eurotiomycetes; Chaetothyriales; Cyphellophoraceae
Exons: 5
Coding region: 1-1518 (505 amino acids)
Molecular function (GO): aldehyde dehydrogenase (NAD+) activity
Source: RefSeq, a predicted model, not a curated record